Emericellopsis atlantica is the source of this 880-nucleotide messenger RNA. Its product is annotated as import inner membrane translocase subunit tim-21. The transcript is spliced from 4 exons. Bases 110 to 808 code for a protein of 232 amino acids. Gene Ontology annotation, biological process: protein import into mitochondrial matrix. The record is from RefSeq and is a predicted model, not a curated record. NCBI's taxonomy places the organism in Eukaryota, Fungi, Ascomycota, Sordariomycetes, Hypocreales, Bionectriaceae. Gene Ontology annotation, cellular component: TIM23 mitochondrial import inner membrane translocase complex.
GAGCGCAAAGCCAAAUCCCCAUCGCUCAUAGCACCUAUUUCCCUCGAACAUAUCGCCAGCGCUAGGACUAUACGGGUCCUUGAACGAUGGCUGUCGGCCUGCGACCAGGAUGAAGCCCUCCACGUCAGUUUUGGCCAUCAGGCCCUCCUCAACUACAAUCGCAACCGCACCAGCGAUCCGACCUUUUCUCUGCGCACGACAGUAUGCGACCCAGAACAGCUUAGGCACCACAGCCCAGCCCGGUCCUCGACGACGCAAGGUCACAGCCUUCAACGAUGAUGGCCGCGUGCCAUGGAAUCAGCUCUCAGCGGGGGAGAAGACAGCUCGCGCGACACAGCAGAGCUUCAACUUUGGCCUGGUCAUUGUGGGAAUUGUGUUGACGGGUGGUGUCACUUAUUUCUUGUGGUCAGACGUCUUCUCACCAGACGGCAAGACCGCACAGUUCAACCGCGCAGUCGACAAGAUUCGCGAAGACGCCCGCUGUCUCGAGAUUCUCGGUCGCGGUAAGAAAAUAUCUGCACAUGGAGACGAGACAUUCAACAGUUGGCGAAGAGCGCGACCAGUGUCGUCGAUGAACAGGCAGGACCCAGACGGGACGGAGCAUCUCCUGAUGCACUUCUACGUACAAGGUCCCAAGGACAACGGAACGGUCCGACUACACAUGUUCAAACGCCCCGACAUGAGCGAGUUCGAGUACAAAUAUCUCUUCCUCGACGUAAAGGGACAUGAAAGGAUAUACUUGGAAAAGCAGGACGAGUCCAAGGUGAAGGGCAAGAAGCAACUGAGCUUCUUUGGCAUCAAAUGGUAGGGAGCUCAAAAGUCGCUGGCCUCUUCAUGGUAUGAACCUUCCCUCAACGAUCAGGCUGUAAGAUAGUGUACA